This is a messenger RNA of Stomoxys calcitrans (stable fly), 1846 nucleotides long. Its product is annotated as cytochrome P450 6g1. Gene Ontology annotation, molecular function: monooxygenase activity; oxidoreductase activity, acting on paired donors, with incorporation or reduction of molecular oxygen; iron ion binding. Bases 262 to 1743 code for a protein of 493 amino acids. The record is from RefSeq and is a predicted model, not a curated record. Gene Ontology annotation, biological process: response to DDT; insecticide catabolic process. Lineage: Eukaryota; Metazoa; Arthropoda; Insecta; Diptera; Muscidae. The transcript is spliced from 4 exons.
ACAUGAAAAUAUUACCCAAGUAUGUGCUGGAAAAUGAAGAAACAUAUGAUGGAUGAUUACAUGGGUGAAGUAACAGAAUAAUGCAGCCAUAACUCGGGUAGACAUCAUGGAAUUUUCAAUACAUACUCACAAGAUGACGGAUUAUGGGUAAUUGGUGCGGCAGACAUACAUAAAGUUGGCGGUUUAAGAGAAUGUUUUCUUAAGUAGAUACAAUAAAAUGGGAGUAUGAACAUUUAAGAAGUAAUUGAAGUUCUCUUCUGGAUGUGGUGUAAACGCACCUACAGCUACUGGAAGCGACAUGGCAUACCGUAUGUCAAACCUCUGCCUAUAAUUGGUACCCUAAAGGAUGUUUUUAAAAUGGAGAAAAAUGUUGCCCUACACAUUGCCGAUAUGUACAAUUAUCCUGGCAUGGAAAAGGAACCCGUUGUCGGCAUUUAUGUACUCCAUCAACCGGCACUGGUGAUACGUGAGCCAUUGCUUAUCAAAUCUGUACUUAUAAAGGAAUUUCAUAAUUUCCAUGAUCGUUAUUGUAAAAUUGAUGAAAGUGUCGAUCGAUUUGGUUCUUUGAAUUUAUUCUUUGCCAAAUAUGAUAUAUGGCGUGACAUGAGAAAGAAGCUGGCUCCGACAUUUACCAAUGGCAAAUUAAAGUUAAUGUUUCCUUUGCUGACAGAGAUUGCUAAUGAAUUGGAGGCUUAUCUGCUGAAGAAAGGCGAUGAGUACAUAACCGAAGUGAAGAAUAUAUGCGGUCUCUUUACCACCGAUUCGAUUGCUUCCACCGGCUAUGGCAUUCAAGUGGGAAGCUUUCAAAAUCCUUACAGUGAAUUUGCUGCUCAAAAUUACAAUAACCAUCAAAGUAUACCCGCCCAUGAUCAUUUUAUUAUGUUCCUGCUACCAAAAAUAUCCAAACUUGUGAGGGCACAAAUGUUCCGUAAGAAAUAUGAUCGGUUUUUGAGAGAUUGUCUCAAGCAUGUCAUGGAUAAACGCAAGGAAUCUGGCAAGGAACGUAAUGAUCUCAUUGAUACACUUAUACGUCUGUGCAAAGAGGCUGAAGGGAGUGAUGAGUAUCCGGACAAGGAUUUGUAUAUUGAUGCUAUUUUGGCUCAGGGUGCUGUCUUCAUAGUGGCUGGAUAUGAGACCUCUUUAUCGGCUAUCGCUUUUACUCUCUACUUAUUGGCUAAAAGUCCUAAAUUGCAGAAACGUUUGCGCGAGGAAAUAAAAAAGAUUUUGCACGAAGGCAAAGGUGAGGUUACCUACGAAGCUCUUAAAUCAAUGGAAUAUUUGGAUAUGGUUAUGCGAGAGAGCUUGCGCCUAUAUCCGGCAGUGGGAUUUUUGGAGCGAAAACAUCAUGCCAUGGAUGGGGAAUUUUCCCUGGAGCCCUAUCAUAAAUUUAAGAUACCCAAUGGGAUGCCCAUUUUUAUAUCGAAUUAUGCCAUACAUCGGGAUCCUUUGUACUGGCCCAAUCCUGAAGUUUUCGAUCCAGAACGUUUUUCCCCCCAAAAUAAGGAGGGCAUUUCUCCUUAUGCUUACCUGCCUUUUGGUUUGGGGCCACGUAGUUGCAUGGGUGGCCGUUUGGGACUUCUAAUAUCAAAAGUUGGAGUUUUGUAUUUUCUGAAAAAUUAUGAAGUAAGGCAAUGUCCACAGACUGUGGAGAAAAUGUCCUUUAAUCCGAAUAUGCUGACACUGGAAUGUAAAGAUGAUAUUAUUUUGCAAUUUGUUAAGGAUCCUCUUUGGAGAAAUGCUUAAUCCUUACAAAGAUAGAAAAAAAUCCGAGAACAAGUUAUUAAGGCUGUAGGAAACAAUUAAAUAAUAAAGAAUAAAAUAAAAUUGGUAAGAUUUUCAUAUUUAA